AUGCCUCUACUGGAGGAGUGUGAAGCGACAGAAGAUCUGGUGACUUAUUUGGAGGAGGUGCUGACCAGUACUGGCAAGAACGUAAAGGACUGGCGAUGCAUCAUGAAGAAACGCAUUGGCAUCUCCUACAAGACGCAGAGGUCUGGCUUGGUGUGGCUUGAUGACAAGGUGAAGCAGGUAGAGGUGGUGCAAACUCAACUGGGCAGCUUGCGACACUUACCUCUGCUGGCCACAGAUGGAUCUAUGGCCCUGGUCGCGAAGCAGCAGAUGGCCCACAACCAGUCGUUCGUGGUGAAGCCGCGGCAUGGAUCCAACUCGAAGCAUGUGACCCUUUGGCGCCCAGGGGAGGCCACUGAGGAAGCAGUGCUACAGAGCAUUGAGGAGGCUAUGUGCGCGGAAGACAAGUCGUGGCAGAAGGAGUCCUGGAACCAAAACGCAGUGCCCAAGGGUGCGGUUUUACAGCCCCUCUAUGCCUUGAUGAGCGAUUUCCUGCAAAUGGACCCUGAGAUGCCCAAACUAAAAAAGCCUUUGGAGCUUAAAGUGCAGGUCUUGUUUGGAGAGGUGGUAGGUGCUUGCCUCAACACACAUCCCAUGUUUUUGUGGGUCACUCGAGAUGGUGCCGUGAUCCAGUGGGAUCCAGCUACACCUGGCCUCUUAAAGAAAGGCCAUGGUUUCUGGGAAGAUCUUCCAGGGGCAAUUCUCCAACUGCUGCUGCGCUGCUUGGCAGAGCACUGGCAUUCCUUGCGCCGGGAUUCAGAACAGCUGGCAGUUGGGCUGGACGAGCUGCGCGUGGAUUGGCUUCUGGGGGAUGACUUUUGGGGCCCGCGGAUAGGGGAGUUGACCUACAUGGGCACCAUGGCUGUGGAUGUGGCCCCCAUCUCCUGGCGCCUGGCGCGGGCCUUUGCGGCCGGGCAUUUGGGACGCUGCAAAAAGCAGGACACUGACCGACGGUUACUGAUUGGAGAAUUGGUGGAAGUCAAGUCUCCCAUGCAGGUCGGGCAUGAAGCGAUUCCGUUGCACGGCCCUGAAGGACGGUGCUUCCGGGUGGGCCACGGCCGGGGCACUCGGAAGCAGAAGUGGACAGCGCCACCAGAGGGACCACCAGGGGCGGGGGAUUCAGGUCGAGUAUGUCAUUUGCUGCAGAGGUCGUGUGCUGUCUCACUGGUUCCUUUACAAAUCUCGUUGCCACAGGUUGUGAACAGCCAGGGCACCGUCUAUCUUGAGGUGCGCCAGGAGGCAGCCAUUGCAGCCGCAAAGAUCGCAGGCAGAUAUCCGGGCAAAGCGAACGCUGAAGCAACUGCGAGGCUGUUGGGCCAGCUAUUGGACGAUACGGAUGCGCUGGUGCGAUGUGAGGCCGCACGUGGUGCGGGCCUCAAGUUGCAGGUGUGGGGUACCUUGGGAGGAAUCCUGGAAUAUCUGCCAGGGGUGCAGAAAGAUCAGCAGACCACAGCAGGCUUGCCCGCGUUUGAGGCUUCUGUGAAUCUGGACGCCACUGAUCCACAGCGCUUGUUCUUCUUGGCCACUCUGCUCUACCAUGCCGGACGUCACCCGCAGGCGGAGGCUUACUACUAUCAGGUGAUCGACAUGGUGCCGGAAAGUGGCCAUGGAUAUUUGGAGCUGGUCCUUUUCCUGGAAUCUGCCAACAGGCGUGCGGAGGCUCGUGAGGUGGCGCGCCGUGCCAUUGACAGCGGAGCGCUGUGGGCUGACGAGUGGCAACGCUGCCCGAUCUUCGUGAAAGGUCUCACGUCCAGAGCCUGGUGGUCGCGGGAGGAUUUCCCCUGGGUGGAUCAGUUGGAGGGAGCUUUCCCGGAGAUCAAGGCGGAAGUGGAAGGCUUGCUGAAUGAGCAGGGCAUGCCUCGGAGCUGGUUGAGAGUUGGGCAGGAACGGGCCUCGCAGGAUGGUGACAUCAUAGCCCCUGGUGGCGAGUGGCGUGAGUUCUUGCUCUACUCAGCGCAAGACACAAGUCCUUCCACCGCCAACCCUGAGGUGCUUCAAGCCUUUCCCAAGACCUGUCAGCUGCUGGAGAGCCUUCUCCCCACAGCUGUGGCCAUGGCCAAGAUCGGGGUAGGGGAGAUCAUUCUGUCGGCCAUCGCGCCAGGGACGAAGCUCACCCCACACUGUGCUUCGAGCAACGUGAGACUCACCUGUCACAUGGGCUUGGUCUGUCCUGAGGGUGCCAAAGUACGAGUGGGCGAAAGCUGGGGGACAUGGCAGGAAGGAAGAUGCAUUUUCUUUGAUGAUAGCUACGAGCACGAGGUCGUGAACGACAGCGACCAAGUACGGAUUGUGCUCCUGAUCCGCUUUUGGCAUCCUGAGCUCCCAGCCGAGCGAUGGAGAGAUACACUGGAUGCUGGGAUGACAGACUUUGCAGCCAUGUUGCGGCGGCGUGUGUCGCCGCCCGCCAAUGCGGCGGUGGCCGAGAUUCUGGCAGCCGCCCAGCGAGGAGAAGUGAAACGAGGUGACAUGAGCAAGUUGGAGGCAACUAACUUGUUGAAGGCUGACGCGCCUGACUUGGCAGUUGGUGCUCAGAAAGAUUUCGGGGAUUUGGGCCUGUUGGACGUGCGCGAGGCCCCGCGGCUCACGCUGCUGUGCCCCUUGCUCCGGGCUUUGUCAGAUCAGGACGUGGCAACGCGCCGCACGGCUGCGGAGGGGGUGCUGAGCAAAGCGGAGCAGUUGCUUCAUCUGCCGCAGAUGGUUUGGCAUGGGCAUGGACAGCAAGCUGGAGUAGGGCUUGCUGCAAUCCGCACGGCUUCUGGUGACGAGGUGGAAGCCUUGUUGCUGAAUAUCUUUCAAGAAAGCUUUGGACUCAGAGUCCAGGAUGGCUAA
Messenger RNA from Cladocopium goreaui, 2826 nucleotides. Lineage: Eukaryota; Dinophyceae; Suessiales; Symbiodiniaceae. The record is from the annotation of a GenBank genome assembly.